Messenger RNA from Parathielavia appendiculata, 687 nucleotides. RefSeq lists its product as uncharacterized. The transcript has 4 exons. The record is from RefSeq and is a predicted model, not a curated record. Bases 1 to 687 code for a protein of 228 amino acids. NCBI's taxonomy places the organism in Eukaryota, Fungi, Ascomycota, Sordariomycetes, Sordariales, Chaetomiaceae.
AUGUUUUCCUCCUUGACCAGUUACGCAUCGGCCCCGGCCAGCGGUAAGACUCACAAACAUAGUUCCAGCAGCCAUGGAAGCCGCCACGGAACCACAGCUGGCCAUUCAAGGGGUACAAAGACAAAGCCCCAGAGACCAGCCGUUCAGGAGACGAUCGCGACUUCUUUUCUGUUUGUCGUCAACGAGUUUCAAGUCGACUAUGAACCGCUGCCAGGACAAGACCGCCCCCUGACGGACCAGUGGCUCAAUACUAUGCCGCCGCAGCAAGCUGAGGCAUACACAGGCGAGUUCCCUGGGACAGUGUUCAGGUAUCAGAACGGAGUCGUGUCUCCGGCUCAUGGAUAUCUCUGCGUAUACAAAAACACGAAUCCCUCGGCGCCGCAUUCGAGGGGUCUCUCCGGUCACCUGCCCAUAAUUCUCGCCUUGAUGGGCUUCCAUGGUCGACCUCGCUGGCCGAGUGACGUAUUUCGAGAUCGGAAGUGGCACCAUAGGCGGUGGUUGGGCUCGAACAGGGCCUCCAGUUACUUGCCAAAGUCAGGCGAAAGCCCUCGCGGCCUGUUUGUCCAAGUUUGCGCCGACAACCUGGCAGAUGGCCGACCUGACAGCGAAGAGACCAACAUCCCAAUGGACAUUUGGGAAGAGAUGCUGCAGGACUUGGAGUAUAGGACCAUUCUUGUUCAAGGCUAG